This is a messenger RNA of Cucurbita pepo subsp. pepo (vegetable marrow), 843 nucleotides long. The record is from RefSeq and is a predicted model, not a curated record. NCBI's taxonomy places the organism in Eukaryota, Viridiplantae, Streptophyta, Magnoliopsida, Cucurbitales, Cucurbitaceae.
GGGUAAGGCGUACCAAGACCAGGCUUGGAGAAGCAACUCCAAAUCUUCUUCUCAGGUCUCUUUUCUUUACAUUCCUAGUCUCUCCCUUUCAAUCUAGAUUGGACCGAUAACUUCGGGUUCAAAUCCAAGACGCGAAGUAGAAAAUGGUCGGAGCCUCACACAGUCCCGGCGGCGUCGCCGCCAGAUCUGACAGAACUGCGACCAUCAAGUUUCUCUGUAGUUAUGGAGGCAGGAUCCUUCCUCGUUAUCCUGAUGGCAAACUCCGUUAUCUUGGUGGUGUAACUCGUGUCCUCGCCGUCGAUCGUUCCAUUCCUUUUUCUGAACUGUUGUUGAAGCUGGAAAAGUUGUGUGGAACAUGUGUGAGUCUUCGUUGUCAAUUGCCUUCAGAGGAUUUGGAUGCUUUGGUAUCGAUAACCUCCGAUGAGGACCUAGCGAAUCUCAUCGAGGAAUACGAUAGAGCAGCCUCGCCGUCUUCUUUGAAGAUCAGAGCGUUCCUUUCACCGCCUAAAUCCGUGAAAGAAUUUCCUCUCCCUUGUUCGUCGGCCUCUUCAUCACCGUCGUCCUCAAAACCUUCGUCUCCGACAACUGCUAUAUCCUCUCCAAGGGCCUCAACGCAGGUUCCUGACUAUUGUAUCCAUCAGAUCCCAACGCCAGUGAGGUUUUCGUACCGCCUGAAGAAGUCACCUGCGAAGGUUCCUCUCUUCUCAUAUCAUCCUCAAGGGAAUCCUAGCCACAUCUACCUCAUCCACAAUGGAAAUCACUGGCAAUAGCAUCAACUAGGAUGAGAGAAAUCAAAGUAAACAUACAUAUAAGAUAUAACGAAAUAGAAAAAGGGAAUUCCAA